This is a messenger RNA of Branchiostoma floridae (Florida lancelet), 2149 nucleotides long. RefSeq lists its product as uncharacterized. Lineage: Eukaryota; Metazoa; Chordata; Leptocardii; Amphioxiformes; Branchiostomatidae. The transcript is spliced from 11 exons. Gene Ontology annotation, biological process: proteolysis. The coding region runs from base 510 to 1652 and encodes 380 amino acids. The record is from RefSeq and is a predicted model, not a curated record. Gene Ontology annotation, molecular function: metalloexopeptidase activity.
UGGAGGCGGCCAAGCCGGAGACCUCCCGGGACAACCUGCGGAGUCUGCUGACCGACCACUUCACGACUCCCCGGCACCACAUCACCUACUUCGAAGGGCUGGUCGCAGCCGAGGACUUCAUCUACGACACGUUGAAGAGCUACAACAUGCAGGUCGCCAAACAAAGUUUCCUUCUGCAGAGAGAUGACGGGAGGACUUUUAGGGGCGUGAACGUGCUCGGUCUGUGGCCGGGUCGUUACUUCAUGACGCCACAGGACAGACCCGUCAUGCUGACCGCCCACUACGAGAGUCCGUACGAGAUGGCCGGGGUGGAGGAUAACGGGUCCGGGCUGGCCGCCCUGCUGGAGUCGGCCCGCCUCAUCACCUCACAGCCCUACCUGUAGGACUACACCGUCGUCUUCACGGCUUUCGACUUUUCGACUAUAGAAAGGACAGGCGCACCGAGCAGCCCCUGCGCCACCGUGGGCUGCGGCUGCCGGGAGUUCGUGAAGGACGUCCUCGUGCCCUUCAUGAACGACAGCCACAUAGGAACUACAGACAUCCAAGGGGUCGUCGUUCUGCAAGCUCUCUUAAACUAUAACAACACUCCGGGAGCUCAGGACCUUCCCAGCGAAGAUGCCUUCCGAACGGUGCCCGGACUAGUGGACUCAGCUAACGCCAUCCGAGAUGGCGGCUACAGGGGAGACUUCGUGGCCGUGAUCUCCCGCGAGGUCGACUCGCCCCUGGCGGCUGCCUUCAACAACAAGUUCGAUGGAGCUGGUAACCCACAGUACAAGAGGCGUAGCAUGACCCUCCCUUUCAAGGAAAUAACGGACCAGACGAAGCAGGACCCUCUAUGGCCACUUUACGAUGGUCUGACGGAUGCUGACAUCAAAGCCUUGUACGAAGUGGUACCAGAUGUGAAGGCCAUAUUCCUCACUGACACAGUUGUAUACAGAGGCAGAGAGAAGGCCUGGCCGAGUCUGACCCCAAAUGACACCAUGACCAUCACUGAUGAGAGGCUGGACUUCCUGAAGAAGACUACAGACGCGGUGACCAGGAUGGUGGAGGAUCUCACGGGCCACAAGGAAACGUGCGGCAAAGAUCCUGUAAGCGAGUUCCCGGUUCAGAAAGAGUUGCAGCUGACCGGCACGCUGGACAUGUCAGCCUUCACCCUGCAGAACGUCACCAUGACCGUUCACACGGUCCAGCCGCACGGCGUGCUCAACGCUACUCUCUCGGGUCAGGACUGGAGCCUCUACAUGAUAGGUAUUUACGAUCCGCUCGAGCGCGUUCUCCACCUGUAUAUUCCCGAACCGUUUGAAGUGGAAGGAGCGCCCGGCACCCUGUCCUGUGCGGUGUUCGGGAGUUUUCAUCCCCACGACUCAGUCGUGAUCUUCACUGGUAGGAUGAGAGGGCACUGUUCGUCCACGCUCUCCUUCUUUGGACGCGGGGGUAUCACAAACGAGGGACUCUUAGUCCUCACUAGUACCAGCGGUAAAGCCGCUAAAGUCUCCAGCAGUAGCGGGCCCAGCCUGGCGUUGCCGGUGGUUCUCAGCUUACUGGGCGGGAUGGUUUUUGCCGCCAUCCUGGCUGCUGUAGGAUUUUUCGUAUAUACCAAACGGCUGGCGAAUUCUUCUGCCAGCUCGCUACCCAUGAAGGAAAACCAGUGAUCGUGAGGGGUGGAUGAAGAUGUCAACUUAAUAGUAUAGAGACGGCCAUUUGCGAGACGGACCCAUUUUACCCAUGUUCUUGUAAUAUUGAGCACAGAAUUUAGCAUUGCAUUUGUGUAACGAUUCUGUUUUCACCUACUACUAGAAAGCUGAAUUAAACUUUGCAAAAGAAUUUCGCAAAAUGCUGAGACUAAGACACACCCUGUCCCGCAGCAUUUACUGUCAGUCACCCUUACCCCUGCUUGGCCCAGUAUGCAGUGCGUUUUGUUUGUAUUGCAUGCAUAAACGGUAAAUCACCUCAUGUCGUAACAACGCAGGCUUUAACAGUACAGGCUGCAUAUCCGGACAGAUUAUAUUUCAUCCACUCACACGAAGAAGGACCUUUUCGAUGAUUGUGGUUUGUUCUUUUACGUGCUCGAGAUGAAGCUCUCCUCAAAGGAGCCCCACUUUACGUCCUAUUUAGAGGGACGUCCCCAAGUAAUGCUAGGUAUUGAGGG